Messenger RNA from Durio zibethinus, 2687 nucleotides. NCBI's taxonomy places the organism in Eukaryota, Viridiplantae, Streptophyta, Magnoliopsida, Malvales, Malvaceae. The record is from RefSeq and is a predicted model, not a curated record.
UGCUGCCACGAUAUCUUUGGAUCUUAUAGACCCACACCAUUUGAUGUACUUCACUUACCAUCGGACGGUCCAAAGCUUUUUUCCCUUCUUCUGAUCAUCAUCAUUACAAUCACCAACUCCUUAAACGCAGAUCUAGAUCCUCUCCGCAUGCAUGUGGGAACCAGCGCGUAGGUCCCCCCUGCCGUCUCCGGCUGCGCAUUGCGCACCCGUUAUUUUUGGAAAUAUUUUUAAGAGCUUAAAAUUAUCUAUCGACAAAAAUAUGAUACGACAGAUGAAGAUAGAGAAAGACGUGCGUUUUCGAAAGCUUUUAGCACAAUCCCUGUUGAAGGAAAGCUCGCUUUAUUUUUGUUCUUCUGAUGUUGAUGAUCUUUCUUCUUCGAUUUUCACUACUAUAAUUGAGGGAGAAAUUAGGGUUCUCACUUUUCAGUGUUUUAUUGACACCUCUCCUUCCCUUCCAGUCUCUGAAAAUCCCCACUUUUCCCAUCAUCAUUAAAAAAGAAUGAUUUUUGGCUUUUAUUUUGAGAUCUUGAACCACUGAUUUCGUCUAUUGAUGCGACUGGUGAUUCUCCAAAAAUGGCACUGAAACCGAAUUCAGCUGAUGGUAGAACCAGGAGUGCGAUUCAGAUAUUUAUUGUAUUCGGAUUAUGUUGUUUUUUCUACAUAUUAGGAGCAUGGCAAAGAAGUGGUUUUGGUAAAGGGGAUAGCAUAGCUUUAGAGUUGGCUAAACAUGGUACAGAUUGCAACAUCGACCCAUCCUUAAACUUCGAAACCCAUCACGCUGGUGAAGUUGGGAAUGUAGAUGAAUCCGAAAAGCCUAAAUCUUUUGAGCCCUGUCCUGCUCUUUACGUUGAUUACACGCCUUGUCAAGAUCAAAAGCGUGCCAUGACUUUCCCUAGGGACAACAUGGUUUAUCGCGAGAGGCAUUGUCCGAGCGAAGAAGAGAAGUUGCACUGUCUUGUUCCGGCACCUAAAGGAUAUGUGACCCCGUUUCCUUGGCCUAAGAGUCGGGAUUAUGUGCCUUAUGCUAAUGCCCCGUAUAAGGCCUUGACGGUUGAGAAGGCUAUUCAGAACUGGAUCCAAUAUGAGGGUAAUGUGUUCAGGUUCCCUGGUGGAGGAACGCAGUUUCCGCAAGGGGCGGAUAAGUAUAUUGAUCAGCUUGCUUCCGUGAUACCAAUUACUAACGGGACAGUUAGGACUGCACUUGAUACCGGUUGUGGGGUUGCAAGUUGGGGUGCAUACCUCUGGAGUAGAAAUGUUCUUGCCAUGUCGUUUGCACCGAGAGAUUCACAUGAAGCACAGGUUCAAUUUGCUCUUGAAAGAGGUGUACCUGCUAUUAUAGGUGUUCUUGGGACCAUAAAGAUGCCAUAUCCAUCAAGAGCUUUUGAUAUGGCUCACUGUUCUCGUUGCUUGAUUCCAUGGGGAGCAAAGGAUGGAAUGUAUUUGAAGGAGGUUGAUCGUGUUCUUAGACCAGGUGGUUACUGGGUACUUUCGGGUCCACCAAUCAAUUGGAGGAACAAUUACAAAGCAUGGCAGCGUCCCAAGGAGGAACUUGAGGUGGAACAACAAAAGAUUGAGGACAUUGCCAAACUGCUUUGCUGGGAGAAGAAACAUGAGAAGGGUGAAAUUGCCAUUUGGCAAAAGAGAGUCAAUGAUGAUUCUUGUCGUGGUAGACAAGAUGAUUCUCAAGCUAGUUUCUGCAAAGCUGGAGAAGCUAAUGAUGUCUGGUAUAAGAAAAUGGAUGUGUGCGUUACUCCAUAUCCAGAUGUUAGUAGUCCAGAUGAAGUUGCUGGUGGGGAACUGGAGCCAUUCCCAGAGAGGCUAUAUGCUGUCCCUCCUAGAAUAGUUGGUGGAAGUGUUCCUGGAGUUUCUGUCGAGACAUACCAAGAGGACAACCAUAAGUGGAAGAAGCAUGUAAGUGCUUAUAAGAAAAUCAAUAGACUUAUUGACUCUGGGAGGUAUCGAAAUAUUUUGGAUAUGAAUGCUGGGUUGGGAGGAUUUGCUGCAGCUCUUGACUCUCCCAAAUUGUGGGUUAUGAAUGUGAUGCCCACAAUAGCAGAGAAAGAUACCCUGGGUGUCAUAUCUGAGCGAGGAUUAAUUGGCAUCUAUCAUGACUGGUGUGAGGCGUUCUCCACAUACCCAAGGACAUAUGAUCUCAUUCAUGCACAUGGUCUUUUCAGUUUGUACAAAGACAAAUGUAAUCCAGAGGACAUUCUAUUGGAGAUGGACCGAAUUUUGCGACCAGAAGGUGCAGUUAUAUUCCGAGAUGAAGUUGAUAUUCUAGUUAAAGUGAAUAAGAUAACAGCAGGAAUGAGAUGGGACACUAAGAUGGUUGACCAUGAAGAUGGCCCUUUAGUUCCUGAGAAGAUAUUGGUUGCUGUUAAGCAAUAUUGGGUUGUAGGGGGAAACACCACAUCCGUGCAGUGAACAGCAGAGGACAGCAAACUUGAAACCUUGGCAUGAAUUGAGCUGGCAAUGCACUCUAUAUGAAUUGAUUAAUUUCCAGCCUGAAAAAUUUUGCCGGCAGGAUUGUUUCGGUGUAGGGAGGCGAUUUCAGUUAACCAUCAAUGAUCGGUCUCUGUUCAUUUGUAUUAAUUUAUGAACAGACAGCUAUAAAAGCUAUGCUUCCUAAGUUUUACGGUUAAUGAAUUUUGACAUUAUUAUUUGGCUCCAAAAAAUGAUAGCUUAAA